Messenger RNA from Coffea eugenioides, 1173 nucleotides. RefSeq lists its product as uncharacterized. The transcript has 2 exons. The coding region runs from base 1 to 1173 and encodes 390 amino acids. NCBI's taxonomy places the organism in Eukaryota, Viridiplantae, Streptophyta, Magnoliopsida, Gentianales, Rubiaceae. The record is from RefSeq and is a predicted model, not a curated record.
AUGCAUAAGCUAUCGGUGGUGGGGAUCUGUGAACCCAAAUUAUCUAAGGAUGAAGUUGACUCUAUUCGCUUGCGCUUAAACUUUGACUUUGUUGUGUGUAACUCGUCUGGGGAUCUGUGGGUUUUCUUUAGAACACCUUUUGCUAGUCAGGUGGUUGGGGAGUCGGAUCAGCAUCUCUCUAUUCGUUGGGUGCACCCUCAGUUUCCUACCCCCAUUAUAGUCUCUUUUGUUCAUGCGAAGUGCCUGGUGCCUGAUCGGCAGCAGCUCUGGGAGGGCUUAUUGCGGGAUAGGCCAGCGCAAGGGUCAUGUUUCACUUGGUGUAAUAAUAGACUCGGGCGUGCCCGCAUUUGGAAGCGUUUGGAUAGACUAUUAAUCAAUGAGGAGUGUCUAAACUUCUCCUUGUCUAUCUCUGUGUCCCACUUGGUACGGGCUCCUUCGGAUCACGCCCUUCUGUUGCUCUCUUUCGCUCCUAAGCUCGCCUAUCGGUGUCGUUCUUUCCGUUUUUUGAACGUUUGGCCUUCCAAGGAGAGGUUUUUGGAUGUGGUCAAGGAUGCAUGGCAGACUGAGGUCUACGGCUCUCCUUUCUGUGUGAUCUGGGGGAAGUUGAAGAAUGUAUCCCGUGCUCUUCACUUAUGGAACAGGCAUGUAUUUGAUGAUAUCUUUGAAAAUAUUAAAAAGGGAGAGGCGGUGGUGGCGGCAGUGGAGCUUAGGGUACAGUCCGACCUAUCCGAUGAGGCCCAUAUGGAGCUUCAGCGGGCCCAGGCUUCUCUGCAUAGGCUGUUUGCUGUGGAAGAGCAGUUCUGGAGCCAGAAAGCUAGGGUUAAGUGCAUGAAACAUGGGGAUCUGAAUUCAAGAUAUUUUCAUUCAGUGGUCAAACAACGUCAUUUUCGGGCAACAAUUCAUGGGGUGAUGGACUCAAGGGGGGAAUGGGUGAUGGAUCCUGACGAGAUAGGGCAGGAAGCUGUCAAUCAUUUUCGUCGCCUAUUUUUAGCCGACCCAGUAUCUGAUUUCCAACUUCUUUAUAUGAUCCCUGACUUGAGCGCUGAGAUUGAUAAUGUAGGCUUGAAGGCGGCCCCCUCGUUGGAAGAGGUCAAGAGGGUGAUUUUUGAAAUGGAUGGUGAUAGUGCCGCGGGGCCUGACGGGUUCUCGGGGAAAUUCUUUACAACUGCAUAG